Molecule: messenger RNA, 3480 nt
Organism: Mugil cephalus (flathead mullet)
Lineage: Eukaryota; Metazoa; Chordata; Actinopteri; Mugiliformes; Mugilidae
Gene: pou4f2
Product: POU class 4 homeobox 2
Exons: 2
Coding region: 685-1833 (382 amino acids)
Biological process (GO): regulation of transcription by RNA polymerase II
Molecular function (GO): DNA-binding transcription factor activity, RNA polymerase II-specific; RNA polymerase II cis-regulatory region sequence-specific DNA binding
Source: RefSeq, a predicted model, not a curated record
GAGAGAGACUCAGUCUGCCCUUCGCCUCAGAGCAGAGGCAGUUCGGGUCCCCGCAGCAUUCAACGUAGUCGAAGAGGCACAGUACAGAGACUGUCACCGCCAUUACUUCUCACUUACGGUCACUUCAAGACGGAAACUUUUGACAAAAAAAAACAACAACAAACAGGUCAACGAAAGCGGCAACAGUUUGAAACUUGAAGCAUUUUGGAAAUCCUAAGAGACGGAGAGAAACUUUUUUUUUUUUACUUUUUUUUCUUUCUGGCGUCGUCUAUGAGGAGUUUUUUUUUUCCAAAAGAAAAAAAAAGUAAUAAUAAAUCCAAGGCAAAAUAUAUGUAACUGUAUAGUGCAAGGUGGAGGAAGUUGAAAGUGAGAGAAAAAGGAGGGGAGAAAAAAAAGGUUUUCUUUUUUUUUUUUUUUCUGAGUCGCGCCACAAGUCCACAAAGAGGAAGAGGUAUCUGCGGCGGUCAGGUGCAUGGCUCGCUGGUGACAUCUCAUUUGCCAAAAAUAGACAUUUCCGCACAAGUAAUAACAAAUAGAUGUGAUUCGGUGUUGGACGCGCGGCUUUCAGACUACACUUUAUUCGACUUGAGAUUCCUGCGAAGCAAUUGGGCUUCAACUCCCGACCGAGGAGGCGGAGUCUUAACUUAUUAAAAGGAACUUGCCGAGGCUCGGACGCCCGCAAAUAUGAUGAUGAUGUCUCUGAACAGCAAGCAGCCGUUCGCCAUGGCGCACACCAGCUUGCCCGAACCCAAGUACUCGUUGCAUUCCUCGUCGUCCUCCACUCUGACUUCCAAUGCACCGUCCUCAUGCUCAUCCUCCCGACACAGCAGCACCAUCAUCAGCAGCAGCGGCAGCAGCAGCUCGGAGGCGAUGCGCAGAGCCUGUCUCCCAACCCCACCGAGCAAUAUAUUCGGAGGCUUGGAUGAGAGUUUGUUGGCCCGGGCUGAAGCUCUAGCGGCGGUGGAUAUAGUCUCGCAGACCAAGAGCCACCACCACCCUCCACAUCACAGUCCCUUCAAGCCGGACGCGACCUACCACACCAUGAACACUCUCCCCUGCACGUCGUCUUCCUCCUCCUCCUCCUCGGUGCCUAUUUCUCAUCCGUCCGCCUUGGCCGGCCACCAUCACCAUCACCACCACCACCACCACCACCAGCCUCACCAGGCACUGGAGGGGGACCUGCUGGACCACAUCACCCCGGGACUGGCACUGGGAGCCAUGGCAGGGCCGGAUGGCUCGGUGGUUUCCACGCCUGCGCACCCUGCCCACAUGGCGGGCAUGAACCACAUGCACCAGGCAGCCAUCAACAUGGCUCAUGCCCACGGGCUACCGCCGCACAUGGGCAUGAACGACGUGGACGCCGAUCCAAGGGACUUGGAAGCCUUCGCGGAGAGGUUUAAGCAGAGACGGAUCAAACUCGGGGUUACCCAGGCGGAUGUAGGGUCAGCUUUAGCCAGCCUGAAGAUUCCUGGGGUGGGCUCCCUCAGCCAAAGCACCAUCUGCCGAUUCGAGUCCCUCACGCUCUCUCACAACAACAUGAUCGCUUUGAAGCCCAUCCUGCAAGCGUGGCUAGAAGAAGCCGAGAAAUCGCACAGGGAGAAACUUAACAAACCCGAGUUGUUCAACGGCGCGGAGAAAAAGAGGAAGCGCACGUCGAUAGCCGCGCCGGAGAAGAGAUCACUGGAGGCCUAUUUUGCCAUUCAGCCGCGUCCCUCCUCGGAGAAAAUCGCAGCGAUCGCAGAAAAGCUGGACCUGAAAAAGAACGUGGUGCGGGUCUGGUUUUGCAACCAGCGACAGAAACAGAAACGAAUGAAAUACUCAGCAUGCGUCUAAAGCAAAAAAAAACAAAAAACAAAAAAAAUAAACAAACAAACAACAAAAAAAAUCGCUUUGAACCGCCACCCUCGAAAAAGACUUGGAACUGUUUAGAGAUGAUUUGUAUCAUAUUUCCUAUCUCACGCCACCCUUUUUUUCCAAUCAUCGAUGACUCUGUGUUUUGAACUUCGAAAAAUUCCUAAAAAACUGAACAAAGACUGAAAAACUCAAGAGAGAGAGAGAGAGAGAGAGGGAGAGGGAGAGAGAAAAUACAGAAAACAAGUCACGUCUUUUCCUCGCUGAGGGGGAGUUGUGGAGUCAAGAGUAAGGCACCGUUUGACAGAGCAAGUAAGAUCACUGUUUCCACACUUACUAUGCUUCACAUUUCUAAUGUAAACAAACGCAGUCUGACUUACAGGACUUUCAUUUGGUUUCUGUUUUUUUUAGUUUUAUUUUAUCUAUAAUUCAUUUCAAAUGGCGACUAGAAUUUUCUUUAGACCCCCAAUUUAAAAAAAAAAGAGAGAGAGAGAAACAUUUUUAUCCUCACUCAUCGUUUUACUCAAAAAGCACUUGCUUGGUGACUAUUUUAUAUUUCCGGCUUAUAGAAUAAGCUACGUUUUCCCGUCGAGUUUAUGACAAUGCAGUCUGACAUUUAUUCAGGGUCCACCAAGAGGACAGCACUCUGGUUUCGAAAGCUAGUAUUAUAUUACUGCCAAAUAACCUUUCUGUAAAUGAAAUCGCUCCCUCGUCACACACUCCAUUUUUGUGUCUAAAUGUGUAAUUAAUUAUUUUGUUACCACGUGUGAUCAAAGUCAGGGAUCUAUUUUAAAGAUACCUUGAUUACCAGGCCUCGGUGUGUGGACUUGUCGAAAUAGCGACUCACUUGUACGGAUUUAUCAAUUAAAAAAAAAAAGAAGAAGAAGAAAGAAAGAAAGAAAAAGGAAAAAAGAAUUCUAUAUGAUUUUGAGCCGGCUGCGUUAAGUUUACACUCCAGCGUGGGCCGGCGUCUUAUGAACUAUUUAUUGAGUGAGGUCAUGUUUACUUCAUUAUAUAUUUAUCGGGAUUCCCUCCCCUCCUCGAUUUUUUUUUUUUUUUUUUUUUUUUUUUCCUUUUGCUCGAGAAAAUCAAAUUCUGACAGCAAGUUAAAGCGCGUUGUUCUGGUUUAAAGGGAAACGACUGCGAAACACAGCAGUCACAAAUUUUACGAUUUUCUAACGUCCGAGAUGGUACAAUCGAGAUAUAUAUGAGAAGCUAUUCUCCUUUUUUAAAAGUUAUUUUAUGUCUGUUUUCUGCUAUUUAUUUGUAUAAAUAUACUGCGCAUCAUUAUGGAGUCGUUGCUUGUUAAAUCACCCUGUUUAAGUAAUGUUUUUUUCUUGAAGAGAAAAAGAAACAGCUUCAUGGAAGUAUACGUGUACAAUGUAAAUAUUUCAUUGGAAUCAGUCGAUGCACAUAAAUAUAUUCGUACAGGUUUUUGCUGUAUUGCUGUUUAGCUGAGGUAACUUAUUUCUGUAAUGUAUGUUGCUUUUUUUUAAUUUAUUUUUAUUUAUAUUUUUGGUUCCCUGGUUAAAAACCCCAUUAAUUUAUUACAUCCAUGUGAUUUUUUAAAUUUUAUUUAAUUAUUGAACUGCAAUAUGUGUUUCAUUAAAGGACAAACUUUAACAUUUA